GCCAUGCACCCCCCGGAGGCGGCGUCCAAGAUGGCGUCGGUGCGGUUCAUGGUGACGCCCACGCGCAUGGACGAGCUGCCCGGCCUGUCGGACACCAGCCCCGACCUGGACGCCAGCUCGCGCUCCAGCUCGCGCGUGCGCUUCAGCUCGCGGGACAGCGGGCCCGACACCAGCCGCAGCGAGCCCGCCAGCGACACGUCGGGCCUCACCACCUCGCUCGAGCCCACCGAGCGCGCCCCCGCCCCCGGCCCCGCCGCGCAGGACGCGCCCGACGACCCGAGUCAGAACUCCGUCACAGGGGAACACAGCCAACUGUUAGAUGAUGGGCAUAAGAAAGCUCGGAAUGCUUAUCUCAAUAAUUCCAAUUAUGAAGAAGGAGAUGAAUAUUUUGAUAAAAACUUGGCACUAUUUGAGGAAGAAAUGGACACCAGGCCAAAGGUGUCUUCUCUACUCAAUAGGAUGGCUAAUUAUACUAAUCUGACCCAAGGAGCAAAGGAACAUGAAGAGGCAGAAAACAUCACUGAAGGGAAAAAGAAACCCACUAAGAGUCCACAAAUGGGCACUUUCAUGGGUGUCUAUCUACCAUGUCUACAAAACAUUUUUGGAGUGAUCCUUUUUCUACGCCUUACAUGGGUGGUGGGCACAGCUGGAGUUCUUCAAGCCUUUGCAAUUGUCCUUAUCUGCUGCUGUUGUACAUUGCUGACUGCUAUCUCCAUGAGUGCCAUUGCCACUAAUGGAGUUGUGCCAGCUGGGGGCUCAUACUUUAUGAUUUCCCGAGCUCUGGGUCCAGAGUUUGGUGGGGCUGUUGGCCUCUGCUUUUAUCUUGGUACCACUUUCGCAGCAGCCAUGUAUAUUCUUGGUGCCAUUGAAAUUUUUCUGGUAUAUAUUGUCCCUCGCGCUGCAAUCUUCCGUAGCGAUGAUGCACUCAAAGAAUCAGCAGCCAUGCUAAAUAAUAUGCGUGUCUAUGGCACAGCGUUCUUGGUUCUCAUGGUAUUGGUGGUAUUCAUUGGCGUGCGCUAUGUGAACAAGUUUGCUUCACUUUUCCUGGCCUGUGUUAUUGUUUCCAUCUUGGCCAUCUAUGCUGGAGCCAUCAAGUCUUCUUUUGCCCCUCCACACUUCCCGGUCUGCAUGCUGGGUAAUCGAACCCUCUCAUCAAGACACAUUGACAUUUGCUCUAAGACCAAGGAAAUCAACAAUAUGACAGUACCAUCAAAGUUAUGGGGCUUCUUCUGUAACUCAACUCAGUUUUUCAAUGUCACCUGCGAUGAAUACUUUGUACACAAUAAUGUCACUUCAAUCCAGGGCAUCCCUGGAUUGGCUAGUGGUGUCAUUACAGAGAACCUUUGGAGUAAUUAUCUACUAAAGGGAGAGAUUAUUGAAAAACCUUCAUCCAAAUCUUCUGAUGUCUUAGGCAAUUUAAACCAUGAGUAUGUCCUUGUUGACAUCACCACCUCCUUCACUCUUCUAGUGGGGAUCUUCUUUCCCUCUGUCACAGGUAUCAUGGCUGGAUCAAAUAGAUCUGGAGAUCUAAAAGAUGCCCAAAAAUCUAUUCCUAUUGGCACCAUCCUUGCCAUUUUGACUACCUCCUUUGUUUAUUUAAGCAAUGUUGUUCUUUUUGGUGCCUGUAUAGAAGGCGUUGUUCUCAGAGACAAGUUUGGAGAUGCUGUGAAAGGUAAUCUGGUGGUAGGUACUUUAUCUUGGCCAUCGCCAUGGGUGAUUGUCAUUGGCUCCUUCUUUUCCACAUGUGGAGCUGGACUUCAGAGUCUCACAGGUGCACCAAGGCUUCUACAAGCGAUAGCCAAGGAUAACAUCAUACCCUUCCUGAGAGUUUUUGGUCACAGCAAAGCCAAUGGGGAACCUACCUGGGCUUUACUUUUAACUGCUGCUAUUGCAGAGCUGGGGAUCCUUAUCGCCUCCUUGGAUCUCGUGGCCCCAAUUCUUUCCAUGUUUUUUCUCAUGUGUUACCUCUUUGUGAAUUUGGCAUGUGCCUUGCAAACAUUACUUCGAACACCAAACUGGAGACCCCGGUUCCGCUACUACCACUGGGCACUGUCUUUCAUGGGAAUGAGUAUUUGUCUGGCUUUGAUGUUUAUUUCCUCCUGGUAUUAUGCCAUUGUAGCCAUGGUAAUAGCUGGUAUGAUCUACAAGUACAUUGAGUAUCAAGGAGCUGAGAAAGAAUGGGGUGAUGGUAUUCGUGGACUGUCCCUCAGUGCAGCCCGGUUUGCUCUUCUUCGUCUAGAGGAAGGACCACCACACACUAAAAACUGGAGGCCUCAGUUACUUGUAUUGCUGAAACUUGAUGAAGACUUACACGUCAAGCAUCCCCGCCUCCUUACCUUUGCUUCACAACUCAAAGCAGGAAAAGGCCUCACUAUUGUAGGCUCUGUCAUUGUGGGGAACUUCCUCGAGAACUAUGGGGAAGCUUUAGCUGCUGAACAGACUAUAAAGCACCUAAUGGAAGCAGAGAAGGUGAAAGGAUUCUGCCAGCUGGUGGUGGCCACCAAACUGAAAGAGGGCAUAUCCCACCUCAUCCAAUCAUGUGGCCUUGGGGGCAUGAAGCACAACACGGUGGUUAUGGGCUGGCCUAAUGGCUGGCGCCAGAGUGAAGAUGCUCGAGCUUGGAAGACUUUUAUUGGCACAGUUCGAGUGACAACUGCUGCCCACCUUGCCUUGCUCGUGGCUAAGAACAUUUCCUUCUUUCCCAGCAACGUGGAACAGUUUUCUGAGGGCAACAUUGAUGUGUGGUGGAUUGUGCAUGACGGGGGGAUGCUCAUGCUGUUGCCAUUCCUGCUCAAGCAGCACAAGGUAUGGCGAAAAUGCAGUAUACGAAUCUUCACUGUGGCCCAAUUAGAAGACAAUAGUAUUCAGAUGAAGAAGGACCUGGCGACUUUCUUGUAUCACCUGCGCAUUGAGGCAGAGGUGGAAGUGGUGGAGAUGCAUGACAGUGAUAUAUCAGCUUAUACUUAUGAGCGUACCCUGAUGAUGGAGCAAAGAUCCCAGAUGCUUCGGCACAUGCGACUUUCCAAAACAGAGCGAGAUAGAGAGGCACAGUUGGUGAAAGACCGGAACUCUAUGCUCCGAUUGACAAGCAUUGGUUCAGAUGAGGAUGAAGAGACAGAGACUUAUCAGGAGAAGGUGCAUAUGACUUGGACAAAAGACAAGUACAUGGCAUCCCGAGCGCAAAAGGCCAAGUCAAUGGAAGGAUUUCAGGACCUUCUAAACAUGCGUCCAGACCAUUCCAAUGUAAGGCGGAUGCAUACAGCAGUGAAGCUCAAUGAAGUUAUAGUUAACAAGUCCCAUGAAGCAAAGUUGGUUUUGUUGAAUAUGCCAGGGCCACCCCGAAACCCUGAGGGUGAUGAAAACUAUAUGGAGUUCCUAGAAGUGCUCACCGAGGGACUAGAGCGAGUCCUACUUGUCCGAGGUGGUGGCAGUGAAGUGAUUACCAUUUACUCAUAAUCUACUCCUGAAUGACACUGCUUGGCUUCAGUUUUUUGUGAAAGGCAUCCAUUCUUCAUGGAACUGCAGCUCUUUACCACCUCUCCAUCAGCGAGAGGCCUGCGUUUUGUACAUAUCCAUGAACUCACUAAACUUUUGACAGCUGAGCUUCAAGUAUUUGUUGCAAAGUGCAAACAGAUCUCUGUUCUUUGCUUCCAUAUCUAGUCUGCUGUUCUUAAAGAAGAAACAAGUAUUCCCUUAACACCAGAAGGGUCCUUAAAUCUAAAAGCCAUGUCUAUACCAGUUGAAGCAGCUGGAAUAAAAAGCUAAACCAGUCAAAUGAAUGGGCGAAAGGGAUGCUAGAAAUGGAACUGGACACAAAAAACCAAGUUACACAUCCAAUAUUAAAGCUGUCUCUUUGGUCAUGGUUUAAUGACACAGUUGGCCUAGCAGCCUGAGACAUGGCCGUAUCAUACAAAAGAAAAAGAAUUCAUGGCUAAGUGUCUGGGCACCCAGAAUCUUUGUGGAGAGAACUUGCAGCAUGCCGAAAUGUAACCUUGUUAGCUAAUCUCAGGAGAGCCUGUGCUCUUUGGGAAUCUUAUGUUACAUUAUGGCUCUAAAUGUACACAACUGCAGCAUGCCUGCAGCCUCUACUUCCUCCAAAAGAAAAUUUCCCCCAAAUAUCAGGUUUAAUACAUGA
This is a messenger RNA of Suncus etruscus (white-toothed pygmy shrew), 4135 nucleotides long. RefSeq names its product solute carrier family 12 member 6. The record is from RefSeq and is a predicted model, not a curated record. The transcript is spliced from 25 exons. Gene Ontology annotation, biological process: chloride transmembrane transport; potassium ion import across plasma membrane; chemical synaptic transmission. Lineage: Eukaryota; Metazoa; Chordata; Mammalia; Eulipotyphla; Soricidae. Bases 4 to 3456 code for a protein of 1150 amino acids. Gene Ontology annotation, molecular function: potassium:chloride symporter activity. Gene Ontology annotation, cellular component: membrane.